This is a messenger RNA of Penicillium arizonense, 1053 nucleotides long. RefSeq lists its product as uncharacterized. The transcript is spliced from 8 exons. The coding region runs from base 1 to 1053 and encodes 350 amino acids. The record is from RefSeq and is a predicted model, not a curated record. NCBI's taxonomy places the organism in Eukaryota, Fungi, Ascomycota, Eurotiomycetes, Eurotiales, Aspergillaceae.
AUGCCCGAACAUGUUGGAGUGGUGCCGCCUCCAGCGGGACUGACAGCCAACUUCGACUACUCUCACCCAUGGCUAUGGAAUGCCAAUAUAUCACUCAUUACUGUCGGCAAGUUGGGCUGGGAUGACGCCUUCAUUGUUCUUGCAUGGGUAUUCUCUCUUGGGACUCAAAUAACUUGUAUCUAUGCAUACCAAUACGGCGGAGUUGGCAUACAUUUGUGGAACGUCACUGCAGAGAUGUUGGACGUGUAUGAAAAGGUUCUCCUGGCUGCAGCCGUCGUAUACGUCCCCGCCCUCGCAUUUGCCAAGAUGAGCCUCAUCUUUCUCUAUCGCCGCAUCAUAAACAGAAAGGCAGCGUACAGCUGGGCUCUUCACUUGAUUUCCGCUAUUGUGGUUGGAUACAGCAUCGCCAUUAUAUUCGCGUUGGUCUUUGCCUGUAACCCUGUUGAGAAGGCCUGGGAUUCUACCAUUACAACUGGGUCUUGCAUCAACCGCAGCGGGCUAUAUAUUGCAACAGCUGUGACAAAUAUCGUCACUGACUUCGCCCUGAUCAUCCUCCCCAUACCGCUAGUGGUGUCCCUUCAGAUGCCUAAGAUCCAGAAGAUCUAUCUUGUGUUGAUUUUCGUCAUCGGUUGCGCGACGAUUGUUACCAGUAUUCUCCGUCUCACGACCUUGAUCCCUUUCUUAACUGCCGAAGACGUGACAUACCAACUGGCUUGGCCCCAGAUCUGGAUCAACGUGGAAGCAAAUCUGAUUGUAAUUUGUCCUUGCCUACCCUCAUUACGGCAAUUUAUGAGACACUAUGUCCCUGGAUGGGUCGGCGAGGCUAGCAGCCACGCCCGCCGUUACUUUAACACCGGCAGUGUCUCAAACAGUCGUUGGAAGCUUGGGUCUUCUCGACAACAAGAUGAGAUCGCUCUUACUGAAAACGGUGGGAGCAUCCAAGGUGGCUCGCGUAUAGCCAAAGACGUGCAAUGGAAUGUGACAGAAGAGCGGGUUGACGGUGACUUGGACCAUCUCUCGAGCGAGCAAGACAGGAAAACGACAUUCCUCUAA